AUGCUGGGCGAGUACCAGACCGCCCUCCAAGAGCUCGACCGCCGCCACGGAAUCCUCAAGACGAUCAAGGAGAGAAACAACUUGAACAAGCCUUGCGUCCAUGCCGAGAUCCUAGUCUUGGAGCACUUCUGGGUCGACAACAGGACUUUUGCCUUUGGCGACCGCUUCAUCGGCUGCAGCAAGCCUGCUUGCUACUGCUGCAAGCGGUGCAUUGAAGGCCACCCCAUGGGCUGCGUCGUCCCGGACUCGCACGAAAAGUUCUAUCCCAACUGGAGCCCGCCGCUGCUUGGGGUGGAGGGCCGUGGAUUUCCACUGAGGCGGAAAGCCCUCCAGACCAUCAUCGAGUCCUAUCGCGUUUCCGCUCUGGAGCAGAUCUUGCAGCGGAGUGGGCGCGCGGCGCGUUGGCAUCCGGACUCGGUCACGGCCAUCACUAGCCGUAUCGAUGAAUUCUUUGUGGGUAAAGCUUCCUGA
Messenger RNA from Pyricularia pennisetigena, 471 nucleotides. RefSeq lists its product as uncharacterized. Lineage: Eukaryota; Fungi; Ascomycota; Sordariomycetes; Magnaporthales; Pyriculariaceae. The record is from RefSeq and is a predicted model, not a curated record. Bases 1 to 471 code for a protein of 156 amino acids. The transcript is spliced from 2 exons.